AUGGGUUACAGCCAGCUGGGUCUGUUCCUGCUGCUCAGCAGCGUCACGGUGGCUCAGGAACAAAACAACGAUGAUACUGGGCCGACACCUUGUGUAUUGGAAUCCAGGUACAGGACCAGCAAGAAAUACAUCUACCAGUACACUGCGGAGAGCAGAAACGGAGUGGUGGGUACUGCUAACCUGAAGAAUGGUCCCCAAGUCUCCUGUCUGGUAGAGCUCGAUGUCCCACAGACAUGCAAGUUCAUCUUGUCCACCAGGUACUGUGCCCUCAGCGAGGUUUCGGCAAUGGAUCCUCAGGGAGAACCGGUCUACAAGCUGGCCCCAAGCUCUGAGGCCUUUGAGGUUGCCAUGGAAAGGAACCCUCUUAAGUUCACUGUCGAUGGUGCAACCAGUGUCCAACUGUUCCCCGGGGAAGACGAUCCAGUCAAUAUCCUCAACAUUAAGAGAGGUAUCAUCUCAGCCCUCAUGGUGCCAGGCAUGGGUGGUGAACCAAGUAACCUCAUGAGCACAGUGCAUGGCCAGUGCUACACAAACUACCAGGUGAAUGUUAAGACGGAUAUCGACACAGAUGUGACUUUGUUCAGAGAUCUGUCUGAGUGUGACCAGUUCCACACUCGGAAACUCACCAACAGUCCUCUGGCUCUGCUGCAGAAGCUGAAUGGCCUGUUUUCUAACCUCAUCACAAGCACUCAGGACUGCAACUACCAAUUUGACAACAAGGGGAAGCACAUGACCACCACAGCAUGCACAGAAAAACACAUUUUCCUGCCUUUUUCCCAUGAAGACAAUGGCAUUGCUUCUGUUGUGACACAGCACCUUAGCCUGCAGAGCACCAAGAGGAUCAACAGCAGAAUAUUUGAUGUGAACCCCAGCCACAGCAAGCCUCUUUACUUUGAAGAUCUGGUUGAUAAAACUCCAGUCCAGACAAAAGAUGCUGCCCUGAGCACGAUGAGGGACCUAAUGGCCUUGGCAGGCACGGACCAGGGUGACAAGCGCACCGGCCUUUUCCAUAAGUUGGUGUCCAGCCUGCGUGGCCUGUGGAAUGAAACAUUAAGCCAGACAGUCAGGGAGAUGUUGGACAUAUCUUCCUGGCUCUCUUGGCAGGCCUUGCUCCAGUGUGGAACCCCUGAGUGCACCAGCGCCAUUUUCCAGGCUGUUCGGACAAUUGAUGGGGUGUCAUUGGAGGUGGAUGCGCUGGUCUAUGGGCUGAGUCUCCAGGCUGACCCUGAUGCUGACUUUGUUCGAGAUAUGCUCAGCAUGGCCCAGUAUAAACAGAGCAAAGCUAUCAUGUAUGCUCUGGCUAACACUGUUAAAAAAUUCCAUCAUGGAGAUGCUACUCCAGUGGUCACAGACGUGUCAAAGUUCAUGCAGAUGCUCCUGAAGGACUGCUCAGGAGACACUGACAGUGAUUACGAUGAUGAUUACACUGACACUGACCCACACCAAACGGCCUUCCUUGUACUCAGGGUUGUUGGCGUAAUGGGUAAAGCCAUGCAAGAUGUCAGCCCUCACCUGAUCUCCUCUAUCUUACGCUGUGCUAAAAGAACUGACAUUCCACUAUCAAAUCAGAAAGCAGCCAUACAGGCCUUCAGGUUGAUGGACAUCAAUGAUAAGAUCAGAAACAUUCUCAUGGAGGUGUACCGGGAUGUUCAGAGCCCUGUUGAAAAACGUGUAGCUGCCUAUCUGAUUCUCAUGAAGAACCCAGACCGAGACCUAGUGACAGCUAUUGUUCGUAAUUUGAAGAAAGAAAAGGAGAAGCAGCUGAAGAGCUUUGUGGUCUCCCACCUUAAAAACAUCCAUGAUUCCCAUGAUGACCAAAUGAAACUAGUCAGAGAAUACAUUGAGAUGGCACUAAACGACGAUCUUUCCCUCACAAACAACGACUUCACUGACAAGUCACGAAACUACAAGAUGGACUCUCCCUUGGUUUCAAAACAGAGCAACAUUAUUUUUGAUGCCACUAACACCUUACCUAAGGAAGUGAUGCUGGAGACCACCCUGAAGGCUUUUGACUACAACCUUGACCUAUUUGAGGUUGGUGUUGAGGGAAUGGGAUUUGAACCAGCAGUUGAUGCUCUUUUUGGUGGAAAGGGUUUUUUCCCCAACUUAAUCUCCAGUGUUAAGCACAAUGCCCCACAGAUAUUCCAAAAGGUUAUGGACAGAAUCGCACCCAACAGAAGCAGAAUAAAGAAACAGGUUCCUCAGGAUCUUCUGAACGAUAUUACAGAUGGUGUCAAAAGACUUGUGAGUAUCCUGCGUUCUUCUCCAGCACCUGAAGCCACAGCCUACCUCAGGCUUUUAGGAAAUGAAAUGGGAUACAUCAGGACCAGCGAAAUGAGAAAGAUGGCUGAGACCCUGUUUAUGUACUGUCACAUGUUCUUCUGGGUUCUACCUCAGCAGGUUUGAUAUUCUUUGAUGUCCAGCACUAAAAAUGAAGUUUUUCUUCAUUACAUCUUCAUGGAAAAUGUGUUUUCUCUUCCCACCGCAUCUGGUUUUCCUCUAAAGUUCUCACUGGCUGGAGUCUUUGUAAGUGGGGCUAAAGGAGGCGUGACCUUCUCUCCAAGCAUGAGGCAGCUGUCUUUCAUGCCCACAGCUGGUGUAGAAUUCAUCACUAAGAUGGGUGUGGACAUUCCAGAAUAUGUGGUGUCUGGGCUGGAGAUGCACACUAACAUGUACCAUGAGAGUUCGGUCAAUGCUAAGGUGACGAUCAGCAGAAACCAGAUCAAACUUUCCAUCCCCGCACGAACAUCCAACACACAGGUGUUCAGCAUCAGCAACAAGCUGCUGUCAGUGUCUUCGGGCCAAACAAACUUAAUACCGUCGCUUGUGGACGAUCGGACUGAGUUCACUGACUGCCAGCCGUUCAUCAUCGGUUUGAACCUCUGCACCAUAAUGCAUUAUUCCAAUGCGACCUCCAAAGAUCAGGCCCCUUAUUACCCACUAACAGGAGAAACCAGAUUUGCAGUUGAGUUGCAGCCUGUGGGUGAUGUUUCAGCGUACACUGCCACCAUUACUCACGGAACGCUUCAAGAGAGAACUAGAGGCCGUAACAAAGUAGAUUCUCUGAAACUUACCCUGAAGGCUGAAGGUGUUGAUUCAUCAGAGGUGACAGCAUCUCUGAAAUACAACCACAAUAAAGAUGCCGUCACUGCAGAAGUUUUUAUUCCUGACUAUGAUGUGGAAGCUGGCAUCAAGCUCGCUGUAACUGACACGAAUGCCAAAGGAAAGAAGAUGCGAGGUAUCACGAUUGAUGUCACCAACAAGAACAUUCCACAGCUGACUCUGACAGGACGCACAAGACUUCACAUGAUGAGAGAUGCCAUGGUGCAACUUCAGAUUGUUGUUCCAUCUCUGAAAACUGAUGCAUCUGUUACUGCAACCUUGAAGAAGGAUGAGGGUGUCCUGAUGGGUGUAGAGACAGCUGUCAACCUCCCAGAGACAUCCUACCUGAAGAAAGCCAUCUUCAAAUAUGAUGAUGACAGGAUGGAGAUGGAACUGAAUUUAGAUCUGAAUUCAAAAAUUCAAAAGCUGAUCCCAAAAAUAGAAGAUCACCACAGGGAGCUACAGGAGCUGAUUGAUAACAUCCUGGACCAGAAAGUGACCAAGACAGACAUGAAACUCCGUCACAUAGUCACCAAAGGAAUAGAGGCGAGUAAUAUUUGGCUGGACAAGCUGACCAAAGGCAUGCCUUAUUUUGAAAACCUACGAAUUAUGAGGAGCAUCUCGGAUCUCACCUUGCCAGCUUUGCCGGAGAAACUGUUCCAUCGUUAUUACCUCCACAGUGACAGCCUGUUACGAUACGAGUUCAACAAGGAUAAGUGGUCUCUCUCAGUUCCCUUGCCACUCGGCGGCAAAACUUCAACAGAACUGAAUAUCCCUACCAGUCUGCCAAUUCCUGCCAUUGACCUACCAGAGAUAGGCCUUCACAUCCCUGCCAAAAAAUAUCAGUUCCCGUCAUUCACUAUUCCACCUUCUUUGGAUAUCACAGUUCCACUUCUUGGUGUAGCUGAAGCAUCCGCAAAGAUUAACAGCAACAUCUACACUUGGGAAGGCUCCAUCUCUGGGGGCAACACCACUGUUGAUGUCCCCAGCUACUUUGCACAGUACAAAGCUACGGCCCAAUCACCUUUUAAUCUACUGUCAUACAAGCUUGAAGGAACAGGACUAUUGUCAGGUAAUUCAGGGGGAACCAUUAAGUAUGGUGUGGAUAGUUCCUUCAGCCACAGCCUCCUUAUGACGAGCUUCAGCAUCGUAGAAACCUGUCGGUGGCAGUACAAGAAAAAUGUGCCAGAAAAAAUUAUUGCAAGGGAAACCUACAAGAUUGAAGCUUCCAGUCCACUGGGUCUUCACGCCUCUCUGCAUUCUUCUGCUGAGUCAGGUGCUGUUCUAGAUUCAGAAGAUGUCACAGGAGAUGGCACUUUGGAUGGAAACCUUAAAAUAGGAUCACUGCAUGCUAAUUCCUCCUACACGUAUAAGUACACCAUGAAUAUGCGAGAGAACAAAGGAACAGGGGAGUCCAUUUUGCAUGUCAACUUGCCAUUUGUUCAAGUUCACAACACUAUCCACGGAGCCUACCUAAACUCGGAACUGAACGUUGUGUCAAAAACAAAGGCACACAAUAUCCUUAAAUAUGUAGCAGAGCUGAAAUAUAAAGAUGCACAGCUGACUAUUAAGUGUCACGCUGUCGCCACACCACUGGACACAUCACUCAGUAACAGAGUUGAACUUGGUGUGUCCAGACAAAUGGUCAUUAUCAAAAUGGAGUCUCAGGCAGAUGAUGUAACAAAUAGGGCAUACUCACUUAUAACAGGAUCCCUGGAUUCAAAUGGUCUGGAGUUGAACUCUGAGGGUUCUCUCACCUUGGAUGUCGGCCAUGGAUUGCACAAGGCUUCUGUUGUGGUUGGCAGAAAUGGUCUGACUACAAGUGGAACCAACAGCCUUCAGUGUAGUCUGGUGAUGUUUGAGAAUAUCUUCAAUGGUGGCAUAGAUAGCAGCGGUGCACUCCUGUCCUCCAAGACAAAAGCCCUGGCUGAGGAAAGCAAAGGAGAGUGGAACAUUGAGGGUAAAGUCAAAUAUAACGAAGCAACAUUGCACAGUGUGGUCAAGGGCUAUGCACAUAAUGUCACCACGAGACACAAUAUGGAUAUUGUGUUGAACCAAAAAGCUUUGAGCUUAACCAGCAACACAAUUGGAACACUAAAGAACAUGAGAACAGACAAUAGCCACACACUGACCAUCACUUUGUGGACACUAGCCCUCCGCUCCAAAUCAAACAAUGUCAUCUGUGAAGAUUUUUACUACAACCAAGACUCUAAGAUUGACAUAAAACCUUUCAUUAUGUCAUUGGAUGUAAAAAAUGGCCUGAAGUUCUAUGAUGCCAGCUUGAACAAUGAAGGGCACUUAAAGCUUGAGCCGCUUAAGAUGGACCUCAGCGGAAGCAUGAAGGGAGCUUACGGAGACGACCAAGACUUUAAUCACACCUACGAAUUCAGCUAUGCUGAUUUGGCUGGAACAGUUAAAUUCACCACAGCUGGAAAUGUUCUGAAUGCCCAACUCAGUCACAACUGUGAAUUAGAGUUUGCAGGAUUCUCCUCCAAAUCAAACUGUGAAACAGAAAUUAAUUCAAAGGACCUGCAUUUUAACAGCACCAUGCGCACCCUGGCAGUGCCAUUCAGCCUCACUAUUAAUGCCCUUGUCAACAGCGAUGGGGAACUGAAUCUGUACGGGAAGCACACUGGCCACUUGCACAGUAAACUGCUGGUUAAAGCCGAGCCUCUUGCUCUGGCAUAUUCCCACGACAACCAGUUAUCAACCACACACAUGCUGCCUUCAGGGGAAACUUCCACUCAUAUAGAUAACAAAGUUGAUGGACUCUUGACACCAAAUGAGCAAGCUGUAUCCUGGAACUCUGAAUCCAAGCUGAAUGACCACACUUAUAACCAGGACAUCAUCAGUUAUAAUAACCGGGAGAAAAUCGGAGUUGAGUUUUCUGGAAUAAUAUUAACAAAUUUUUUCAGCAAAUUGAAUACAGAUGUACGGGAAAGAUCAAAGCCAACAAAACAAGAGUUCAGUAUGGCCGGUUUCCUUAAGUAUGACAAGGACAGUGACUGCCAUAUUAUUGAGAUGCCAUUCAUCGAGAGCCUUCCCGCUGCUUUUGAACAUAUUAAAAACACUCUUGUAAAAGGCCUAGAAUCCCUUCAACGCUUCAUUAAUGAACUCGAUAUUAAUCAAACAAUCGCUGAAUUUCGAGCCAAGUUGAACCAGCUGCCAAGGCAAGUGAAAAAGUACAUGAGGGAACUGGAUUUAGACAGAAAAAUGAAUAAAAUAAAAGAGAAAAUUACUUAUUUAACAGAUGAGUUUGCUAUAGAAAUGGAUGACUUGGAACUCAUUAUGGAAAAGUUAAAAGAGAAUUUGGAAAGUACAGUGUUAGAUGUUGCACUCAAAAUUAAAGACAUCAUUGUUAUGCUCAGAGAAUAUGUAGAGACAGGACAUUUUACUGACAUGAUAUCAAAUAUCCUCUCACAAAUUGGAAACAACCUCCACAACUUGGACAAAAUUUAUCAAGUCAAGAAUUCCCUGGUCAAAGCAAUGGAUGCUUUUGAGGAUAUCAUCAGACAAGUUAAUUUAGAGAAGCUCACAGAGACAAGUGCCACAUGGCUACAAGACCUUGAUCACAAAUAUGGAAUCCUGCAGAAAAUAAAAGAAAAAGCUUCUGAAUUAAAACAGGCCAUUCAGAACUUUGAUGUCCAAACGUUUUUCCAAGAUGUAAAAGCUUACAUUCGUUCAGUUGAUGUGGCUAAGUACAUUGAGCAGCUGUCAUAUAAGAUACCCUCUGCAGAGAUCGCGGCAGUGAUUGAAUCCAUUCAUGACGUUAUUGUCAACUGGAUUGAUGAAUACGAAAUCCCCAACAAACUCAACACAGUAUAUUCCUAUAUUAGGGAUCUAUUCCUGAGGUACAAUCUUGACAAGAAAUUUAAACAGCUAUUGGAUCAAACAGUUGUCCUCAUCAAGGAUUUCAAAAUUGAACAAACUGUACAGUCGCUGGUUAACACUCUGAAAUCUAUCAACCUCGAGAAUGCUUAUGAUAAAAUAAUGCAGUUCAUACAACAAGCGACAGCACAUCUAAGAGAAUUUGACCUGAAGAAAAGUGUUGAUGAGCUGAAAGAAAGCAUUUCUUCAUUGCUUAAGUCACUAAAGGAAUUUGACUACAGCACAUUUGUUGACAAGGCUAACAGGAAAAUUGCUGAACUAACAAAGUAUAUCAAUCAGCAAAUUAAAAAGUAUAAUAUUGUGCAAAAAAUUAAUGCUGUUAAAGAAUUUUUCAGAGAGUUACAAAAUUCCAUCUAUACUUUCUUGACCAACCUGAAAAACACAAAGGUGGCUGAUGCUAUGAAGAAACUCGGUAAAGUCAUCGACUCGACAAUUUACAAGGACAUCAAACUGAAAGUGCAGGAUAUGCUGGAGGACGCGAAACAAAGAGUCCUUGAUAUGGAUCUCAGGGAUGAAAUUUACAUUUCCCUUGAAAAAGCAAGUCAGUCCUACACUAAUAUUGUUGCCUACGUUUCUGUUCAGUUCAAUCGACUGAUGGAUGCAAUCGGAAAAGUGCUAAAAGACAAUGAGAUCAUCGGCCGGGUCAAGAGGGCUGUCGAGCGGUUAUUGGAUGUACUGAAAAGAGCUGAGAUUCAAGUUUCCACUUUUACCGUACCCCUCACAGACCUGGUCAUUCCAGCAUUUACAAUCAACCUGAACAAACUGUACGAGAUCAAAAUCCCAGCCCAAAUCCCCAUCCCUGAGUUUACCAUCCUCGAGUCAUACACAGUUCCCGCUUUUGUAAUAGAUUUUGAGAUCAUAAAAACAAAAAUAGUUGCAAUCAUAGACGACAUCAGAGGAUAUGAGAUUGAGUGGCCGAACCCGGAGGAAAUCUUUGGUGACUUAAAGGUUCUUUAUUUAUGCGACCUUCCAGAUGUAACCCUACCAGAAAUAACUCUUACAGAAAUUAAAAUUCCAACCAUCAGCAUCCCAAAAUUAAAUCUGAAUGACUUUGAAAUUGCAAUGCUUCCCAUUCCAGAAAUCACAAUGCCUGAACUUGGAAGUUAUAUUUGUAUUCCAGUUUUCGGUAAACUCCAAGGAGAACUUAAACUGCACUCCCCACAUUACAACCUUUUAAUAAUGGGAAAAAUUGAGAAUUCCACUGUAACAUCAAAAACCCCACAGUUUACAGCCACUUUGACCUCACAAGCCAAAUCUAGUAUCUCGCUCCUUGAAUACACCUUUGAUGCCACCGCUUUGUUAGAAGCACCAAGAAUGAAGAAGCUGUUAUUCACGGAGACAGUGAAAGCAACACAUGAGGCCUUCUCCGUUGAUCAUGAAGGAUCCCUGACACUCACGGGCUCAUCUGCUGAAGCUUCUGCCAAAACUUUUUCUAAGGCCACAACCCAAAAGUACAUGGCAAAUUUGGCCAACAACAUGGCACUCACAUUAAAAAGUGGCAUCUCUGCAGCCUUGGAUACGACCUACAAUCACAGCCUGAACAUCCCAGCAUGGGAGAUUUCGAGUCAGGCAAGUAUGACACAGAAAUCAGCUCUCACCACAGAUUCUGGAGGAAUUAUGGUGACCUGUGAAACUAUUGGAAAUGGAAAGUGGUCCAUUCAAGACUACACUGAUGAGGGAGUACACAAAAGCAAGAUGGAAUUCAAUCUCUUUUUUAACACUGCAAAGUUAAGUUUUAUAGGAGAAACUGAUUGUAAAGCCCUGAAAGUGAAGCGAAGACUGACUGCUGAAUCAGUCGCGCUACACCAUGUUACUGUCGAAGGAAGAUGUGAGGUUGACAUUCCAUCUGUCAAGAAGACCGUGACAGUUUACCAUGGAGAGGCUCACGUUGGAGACUUGAAAGUUGCGCUGACGGCAUCUCAUGAUGUUGAACUCACUGGGAGUCUGACUGGAUCCAUGUCUAACUCCUUUGAAUUCAUGGCCCAUCCAUUUGAGAUUACACUUGAUGCUAAGAAUAAGCUACACUCGAAGAUUGCUUUCCCACUGAAGCUCACUGGGAAGGUAGAUCUCCAAAAUGAUUACUGCAUUAUUCUGAACUCCCACAAGCAACACGUUUGUUGGUUUACUUUGUCAAGAUUCAAUCAGUACAAGUACAAUCACAAUUUCACAGCAGAAAAUAAUGAAAAGAACAUGUUUUUCCAUUUACUGGCUAAUGGAGAAGCAAAUCUGGAAUUUUUGCUUGUUCCUCUCUCUAUACCUGAGAUGACCAUUCCUUAUGUAGAAGUGAAAACCCCUGAGGUCAAAGAACUUUCUCUGUGGGAAAAUGUUGGAUUCAAAGCCUUACUUACCACACCUCAACAAUCCUUUGAUCUGAAUAUGAGGCUUCAUUACUAUAAGAAUCCUGAUUUGCAUAGCUUUGAUUUGCACCUCGAGCCAAUCUAUAAUGUAAUCAAUGACAAAGCCAAAACUAUACAGGCUAAAUUUGAACAAUGUAGAGACAAAGUUUUUACACAGCUAAAAGAUUCAUACAACCAAGCAAAGUCGCAGUAUAUCAAACAUAAGAUUGAUACAUCUAACCAGCCUGCCAGAUUUCUUGCUGUGCCUGGAUAUAAAGUGCCAAUCCUAAAUAUUGAUGUUUCUCCUUUUAGAGCACAAUUACCCCUUUUUAGCUUCUUUGUUCCCAAGGAGGUCAGUACACCAAAUGUCAAAAUCCCAGCACUGGGUUUCUCUGUCCCAUCCUACACUCUUGUACUACCCUCUUUUGAGUUGCCUGUAAUCGAUGUGCCAGAAGCUUUUAGUCAGAUGAAGCUUCCUACAUUCACACUACCUAGUGUUCAAAACAGCAUUAGCAUCCCAGCGUUGGGUAACAUAACGUAUGACUUCUCCUUCAAAUCUGCUGUGAUUACGCUAAGUGCUAAUGCUGGCCUUUAUAACGAGUCUGACAUUGUUACCCGGUUUGGAGCUUUCUCAACAUCUGUGUUUGACAUUUUAAAACUGAAAGUUGAUGGUACUACCAGUUUCACAAAGAAAAGAGGAAUGAAAUUGGCCUCUACGCUGACACUAGAACACAUGAAUGUUGAAGGAACUCAUAAAUGUGGCGUUAAUCUUAACAAACGGAGUGUGGAAGCUUCUGUAACCAAUAACGUAAAACUCGAUCUGCCCAUCCUUAAAGCAGAAUUCACUCAGGAAGUCCUCGGAAAUACAAAGACCAGACCAAAUGUAGCCACCACUGUGAAUGCUAAAUAUAUGUUUAAUAUUCCACAGAUAGAGUCUAUCGGAGAGGGAAACAUUGAUCUCAAUCUGGUACUUGAAGCCCUUUCUUCCUACGUAUCAUUGGACACCUCAAUCAAAGGGAGGUCAGACAUUCUCCUCGUGGACAGCUGUCAUUUUGCUGGAGAACUGAAUAAUGAGGCAAAUUUCUACAUUAAUACCAAUGUGUUGCAUUCAACUGUCAAGACUGGAUUCAUCACUAACAUAGACAACCAACAGAAACAAAAACAAAGCACAAGCAAUAUCUUCCACUUUGAUAUGAAUAAGGUCUUUACCCUGGAGGUCUCCCUGCGUCGUAUAAUUGCAAAGGUUGACUACACAAGCAAUAACAAUGUUGAGUUUGCAUCUUUCACAACAAAUGGAAAACACGUCGCUGACGGAUUGCUAGAGUUUAUUCCUUUAACAUCCUUCAAGUCUACAUUAAACUUUGAUGCUAGCCAGCCAAGUAGUUUUGGACAUGUUGGACUCCUGCAGAUCAUCAACCUCGCCAUUACGUCAGAGAAGCAGUCUUUCAGCUGGAGGGGGAAGAAACAACUAACAUCCCUCAUCCAUGCUUGUGAUUUGUUGAUGUUCAAUGAUGAACACGAGGUACGCAUGGACUUGGCGGGAUCAGUGGAAGGUCAUCUUGCUUUCUUAAAGUCUAUAAAGCUUCCUGUCUAUCAGAAGACUCUUUGGGACAUGCUCAAGUUUAAUCAGGUCACAAAUGUGGACGAUUUGCAAUUCUUCAACAUCUCGACCAGCAUAGUGUAUGCAAAGACCACGGAUGGCCUGGAACUUGCAAUACCGACUACAGUAUUUGAAAACGGUGUCACUUUCAGCAUCCCUGAGACAAGUAUUGCACUGCCUGCUUGGAUAAAAGUAAUCCAGCACUCCAUAAGGAACACUGACAUACACUUUGAAAACAAUGAAGUCGCUGAUCAUCUAACCAUACCCCCUACAAUCUCAGUUCCAGCCUUUGAUGUGCCAUUUUCAAACUUGCAUAUAGAACCAUUUUUAAUUGAUCUGAAGAACUUGAACAUUCCGAAGGUGAUCACCACUACAGCCUUUGAUAUUAUUCUGCCUGGUUUGCCAAAAAUGUCAGUGCCCAGUUAUGAUAUCAACACAGAGUAUCUACAAGGAAAAAUAUCCUUCCUCUUACUGAAGAUCCCACAGUAUGAUAUCACCAUCUCAUCUUUCACCCUGCCACAAGUACUCAGCCUCAGUGAAAUCACAAACCGUUUUUCCGAUUUGGAGCUUCCAACAAUCAUCAUUCCCAAGCAAAAAAUUGAAAUUCCUGAAUUUGCCCUACAUUUGCCAACAAGUGUAACCAUCCCAGCUUUUGGUCAACUGACUGCCGCUCUCAACGUUUCUUCACCAAUAUAUACUGUGAUGACAACUGCCAGUGUGGAAAAACAGGAUUCCAGCCUUUUGACUUCACUGACAUCAAGCUGUACUUCAACCAUGAUCUUCUUGGAGUAUGAACUUACAGCCAGAGCAACUCUUGGAUUUGAUAAUGACAUCAUCAAUCUAAAUGGGAAAUGCAACUUAAUUCAUAAUGACAUAAAUGUUGACUGGCAGCAUGUGUUUGCACGAAACAUGAGGAUAAAGCAGCAAACUUCUCUGGGUGGUGGAAUAGAAUCUCAUCACACUGUGAAUGUCAGCAUCACAAGUCCCUCUUUUGUUGAUGGGAACAUUCGCUUUGCAUCUCGAAAAGAUGGAAUCACUGCAUCCAUGUCUUCUCCUUCAUGUGGUUUCCUUGGACUGAAAGUUCAUCAAACAUCUCCGUCACACAUUUAUGGAAAACUGUUCAGUCGAAACCUGUCUAAUCCUGAGAGGGAUACUAAUAUUUUGACUGUCAAAGCCACUUUGAGAAGCUCCAGGAAGAUAAGCCUGCAGACGUUCUGGAAUCUGGAUGUCCUCCAGGAUGUGGUUGAGGGGUCCAAGGACAGGAUUCCUGCCAUUACAGAUGCUGUGCUCAAGUUUAUUAACAAGUAUCACACUGCUCACUUUGGCUUUGAUCUCAAGCGUGGCGGCACAAAACUGAAGAACUCUGUUUUCAGUGUCAUCGAAGGAGCCUAUCGGGAGAUUCCUGAAUCUCUCAACACACUGCAGAAUUCUCUGGAACAACUCAGUGAUCAAGGCAAACACAUGUAUAAGAAAGCCACUGACACUGUCCUAUCCACUGACAUGCAAGAUGUUACAGACGAGUGGACGAUCAAAGUCAAACAGCUCUUAACCCGCAGUGAACAGAACAUCUAUGCCUUGUUAGAUGCGGUCAUAAAGUUCUUGAGUGAGAUGACCUUUUCUCUUCCUGGAUCUGAUGAGAGUAUAACAGGCCUGGAUGUCUUCCGUCAAGCCCGUCAUUCAGCAUCAAGAACCACUGACAGAUCCAUUCAAAGGUUUGACAGCCUCAUGGUGGCCAUUGGUAAUAAAAUCAGACAAGUUGACUUUAUCAUUCCCGGAACCAGUGUUGUUGUUAAUGGAAAUAAGCUGAUGGACAACUUGAAGAUCUCUUUGAGAUCGAUGAACAAGCAGAUAAAACAUUCAUUACAAAUGUGGUUUAAGGCUCUUCGUAAGAUGGUUAGUGACCUUUUCCAGGUGAUUUCUAAAAAAGGCAAUGAAGUCAUUGCCUAUCUGAAAGAUAAAAACCUUAUAGUUGCUUCCAAAAUUGAUGCCAUUUCUGCACAGGUUCUGCAGUCCUCAAAACGAGGCAUUGGGGAGGUAAAGAGAAGUAUGGGUGACUACAGCGAACUCUCCAAACAGAAGGUUCAAAAGGCUUAUAAUGAGGUUUCCAUGGAGCGUAUAAAUGAAGAUAUCAAAGAGUUUAUCAGUAGUUUGCAGCCACACAUAAAGAAUGUAAUGAAUGGCAGCACACAAUUAAUGACAGCAGCGUCUGAGAGCAUGCGACCGUACAUCAGAGUGAGGAAUAAAAUAAUAGAAAUCGACAUUCCUUUGCCAUUCUAUUGGAAAUCUUUUAGUGAAUGGCCGACACGAUCCAGACAAUAAUU
Thalassophryne amazonica is the source of this 13247-nucleotide messenger RNA. RefSeq names its product apolipoprotein Ba (gene apoba). Lineage: Eukaryota; Metazoa; Chordata; Actinopteri; Batrachoidiformes; Batrachoididae. Gene Ontology annotation, cellular component: low-density lipoprotein particle; mature chylomicron; very-low-density lipoprotein particle. The record is from RefSeq and is a predicted model, not a curated record. The transcript is spliced from 30 exons. Gene Ontology annotation, molecular function: low-density lipoprotein particle receptor binding; cholesterol transfer activity. Gene Ontology annotation, biological process: cholesterol transport; cholesterol homeostasis; lipoprotein transport.